CGCAUACGAGACGCCGCGUAUAUAAUCCACCGGCGGCGGACAGCGGAAUUCAGUCAGCUCGUCAACACAACCGCCUAACUGCCAUCGUACAACGAUGAAGGUGUUCGUCAGCAUCAUCCUCUUGGCCACCGCGGUCUUCGCCGAGCCACCGAGGUACCGUCAGCAAAAUCAGCAACAGAGACAAUAUUACUUCGCUCAGCAGCAGGAGGCCGCACCUUAUCCCGCGUCCGGCUGGAAACCAGCGGGACCCGCCUUUGAUCUUCCCCAGAGACAAUUUCAACAACAACAAUACGAAGCGUCUCAGCAACAGUACGCAGCGCCAAGCGCGCCUCAACAACAAUAUGGAGCUCCAAGCGCGUCUCGUCAGCAAUACGGAGCGCCAACCGCUCCUCAGCAACAAUACGGAGCACCAAACGCGCCUCGGCAACAAUACGGAACGCCAAACGUACCUCAGCAACAAUACGGAGCACCAAACGCGCCUAGGCAGCAAUACGGAGCACCAUCCGAUCCUCAGCGAGAAUACGGAGAACCGGAAGAGUCCACCACGACUGAGACUCCUAACACCACCGAAGAGGAAGAAGUAUCUACUGUCCAAGGCAUCACUGAAUCUGAGUCCGAGCCCGUGAAUGCAGUGAACGAGCUCGAGGACGACGAUGUGGACGAGAAGCAGCCCCAGCAAACUGGAGAAUACUACGUGGCACUUCCCGACGGUCGUCUCCAGCGCGUGCGGUACAUCAGCCGUCAGGAUGUCGAGGCCAUGAAGUACUUCGCCAAGAUACGCGCCGAGAACGUGGAGCCUCUUCGCGGUCCGGUCUACGCUUACGCACCCCUGCAGAAGCUGCAGAUCGUGCCGGCCGGCCUGCAAUUGUCCGCCGCUCCGGUCGCGUCCACGGACGCCAAGCCGCAGAAACUCGAGAUCGAGCCGGUUGCCGCGCAAGUGCAAUACCAGUACGACAACCCCUCGCGCGUGGUGCCCUUGGUCAACCCUCUGAGCACCACCUACACCGCCUACACAGCAAACUAUCAGGAACCGGCAGCCGACUCCAGAUUCCUUCUCACCUUCCAGUGAAUCAAACACGAUCACAACCAGGAUACCACGACGACCCUUGUAAAUUGCAUUGUACACGUUACAUAUGUAAAUUACUAAAUAUGCACUGACAAUUAGGUUAAGCUGACAACGCAAUAAAGUUGAUGGUAACGAAA
Molecule: messenger RNA, 1203 nt
Organism: Wasmannia auropunctata (little fire ant)
Lineage: Eukaryota; Metazoa; Arthropoda; Insecta; Hymenoptera; Formicidae
Product: drebrin-like protein
Exons: 3
Coding region: 95-1069 (324 amino acids)
Source: RefSeq, a predicted model, not a curated record